Messenger RNA from Vitis riparia (riverbank grape), 1676 nucleotides. RefSeq names its product SNF1-related protein kinase regulatory subunit beta-2-like. Gene Ontology annotation, molecular function: protein binding. The transcript is spliced from 8 exons. The coding region runs from base 380 to 1492 and encodes 370 amino acids. The record is from RefSeq and is a predicted model, not a curated record. Lineage: Eukaryota; Viridiplantae; Streptophyta; Magnoliopsida; Vitales; Vitaceae.
GUGAGUGGGAACUGCAUGGACCGCAGAGAAGCAAUGUUGCAGCAACUCUCCUUUUGAUGAUGCCAAUGCAACAUUCCCUUUUGAAAACCAGGCCAUGAUCACGAUGGAGGGAUCUUCCAAACUCAUUGGAGAAUAAAAUCACUUUCCAUUAUUUGCUUUAGGGAGAGAAAGAAGGAAAGAGGGAAAGAGACAAAUAGCACUUUCCAUCAAUCAAUCGCUUAUCAACACAAAGCUAUAAUAUAAUGUUACCGCCUCAUUUAAUUAAUUCUGGGUUCUCUUCUUCCCUUUUUGUGUUUGUGAUUUGUUAAUGACUUGGUUAUGUGACCAAACUCCCAGAAAUUUACAGACUUUGCUUUGAUUUCUCUGUUUUCUUUUGGGGAUGGGCAAUGUUAGUACUAGGAAAGAUGGAGUGGAGGAGUGUGAAGAUUUUGAUCAGUAUAUGGAAUCCUCUGCAGGUGGAACUCAUGGAACGGGCAAUCCUCAUGGUGGGAGAGACGGAGAAGGCCCUUCUGGAAUCAAGAAGUUUGAAGAGUGCCAACAAUAUAUGGACUCUGCACAUGUUUCAGUGAAGGGCAAUGUCAGUCAUGGGAGAAAUGGAGAAGGCAACUCUGGAGUCAAGAAGUGGGAAGAAGGCCAUCAGUGUAUGGACUUUUCACAGUAUGGGUUUCAUGUAAUGGGCAAUGUUGGUGGUGGGAUAAAUGGUGAAGGCCAUUCUGGAAUUAAGAAGUUCCAAGGGUGUGAGCAAUAUGUGGAGUUUAGGCGUGGUGCAUCUCCAACAUCCGUGUGUUUGGCCCCUUUCCGUAACCUUGGGCCUUCUCUCACAGCUAUAAUGCUCCCUCCUCAGCCCCUGAUGGUUCCUUCACAAAGACCGGUUAGGAGUGUGCAGAUCCAUGGCCGUGCACUGGUGGGGAAUACAACAGAAAAUGAGGGCAUGCUCCAUGGGAGGUGGGUGACUAUACAGAUCAGAUGGAGCUAUGGUGGCAAGCAAGUAGCUGUUGAGGGAUCAUGGGAUGACUGGAAAUCAAAAGAGCUGUUGGCUGGAUCAGGCAAAGAGUUCAGUAUUACAAAGGUGCUUCCAUUAGGCAUUUACCACUUCCGAUUUAUUGUUGAUGGACAGUGGAGAAAUACCCCUGAAUUGCCUCUGGUCUAUGAUAAUACUGGGUAUGCCUAUAACGUGUUGGACUUGAAGAAUUAUGUUCCAGAGGACCCUGAAUCCCCUUCUUCCCCAGGGUCAAGCUAUAACAACCCACAGCUUGUAGCUCAAGAUUUUGAAAGGGAGCCACCUGAGCUACCUCCACAAGCUGAAAUCACACCAUUAAAUGGCCCAUCGUUCUCCAUGGACAGUUCCCAGUCUUUAACAAGACCUCAAACCUUCGUUUUAAAUCAUUUGUACAUCCAGAAAAUGAACCAGAAUGUGGUGGCACUUAGUUCAACACAUCGGUUUUGCACAAAAUAUGUCACAAUAGUACUAUACAAGCCUCGCAGAGGCUAAAAUUGAUUACUUUCCUUUGUUGACAUUUAUUGAGUUGGUUUUACUCAGUAUAAGUGAUAUUGCUUGGGAAAAUGUAAGCCAAAUAGCCUUCUUUUAAGGUUUAGAAGGAGAGCUAAUGUAAGAAAAAACAGGAUCUUGCCCUUAUAAGCAGAAUUAUGGAAUUCUUAAUCACCUUUUCUGAUAA